GAUGAGAUAGAGAGGGCCGUGUGUCAUAACUCGAGUGGGGUCGAAAAUUUAUCUUCUCAUCUCUAACCACACAUUUAAACAGGGAGGAGAAACAACUGUUUACGUCUACAUCAGAUUCACAUGGUUACUUUAAAAAUGCAAAAACUGAGCCAAUUUUCCUCAUAACCAUAGGAAUAUCGAAGAUGGUGGACAGCGUGUAUCGUACUAGAUCCUUAGGUGUUGCUAUAGAAGGUGUUCCUGAUCAAUAUGCGGACGGAAAAGCCGCACGUGUAUGGGAAGUUUAUAUCGGAGAGAAAGAAACUCGUACUAAACAUUACAGAGAAUUUCUUACAUCAAUGUUAAGAGAACAUGGAUGUAAGCAUAUAUUAGAUGUGGCAUGUGGCACUGGAAUCGAUUCUAUAAUGUUAUUAGAAGCCGGAUUUAAGAUGACAAGUGUAGAUGCUAGCGAUAAGAUGUUAAAAUAUGCAUUGAAGAAAAGAUGGAACAGAAGAAAGGAACCUGCUUUUGAUGAUUGGGUCAUAGAAGAAGCUAAUUGGUUGACAUUACCUGAUGAUAUCCUUAAACCUGGAAAAGGCUUUGACGCUGUGAUUUGUCUCGGAAAUUCUUUUGCUCACUUGCAAGAUUUUGAAGGGAACCAGUCCAAACAGAAAAAAGCCAUUGAAAACUUUUAUGAGAUGAUAAAACCAGGAGGAUAUCUUCUAAUUGAUCACAGAAAUUAUGAUGCAACUCUUGAUAGCGGACAAACUCCAUCUAAAAACAUUUAUUAUAAUAGCAAACAUGCAAGGGAUAUUCAGACAUCAAUACUUUAUGUUAAUGGAAAACCAAAUAUGGUAACAUUAGAUUAUACAAUGGAUAUUUCUGAUUUGGAAUCAAAAUUUGAUUCAACUGACAGUGCCUUUACAAAGAAAGGACGUUAUUCAGGAAAUACUGUAGACAAUUUCCGGCUCUCAUACUAUCCACAUCGUCUAGAAUCUUUCAAGAAACUCCUGAAAAAUGUCUUUGGACAGGACUGUAAGCAUUGGGUCUAUGGAGAUUUUCAGCCUCUGGAUAAAAUUGACAAUCCAGCAUUUUACAUUCAUAUUGUUAAAAAGGAUGAAUGAAGAUUUUACAAUAUUUCAGCUUUAAUUAAUCAUAAAAGAAUGUGAUUUUUAUUUUAAAUAUAUGGUUAAUUGAAUGUAUGUAAAAUAAGUAUAAUUAUACAUUAUCACAUAUCAGUAUGAGCAUGUUUGAUAACUGGAUGAAAGUGUAUUUAAAACUAUGAUUAAAUGAUCCAUACUUACAAAAUAAAAAUCACAUUGUCAUUAUGAAAAACUUUAAAAACAUUCUUCUAAAGUUCUUAAAAAUAGAUUAAAAGCAAAAUAAAUUAGAUAAUUUCAUUAAAACAGUUUUGUUAUCACUUUUUGUUAACCCAAAGUAAAACAAUUUCAUAGAAAAAGAAAAAACUUAUUUUGAUAACCACUGAAAAGGGUUUUUUUUUGGAUAAAUAGAAACAAAAUGUUAUAUCCUUUCAAUCCAGCAUUCAUCUGAGUUCAAGAAUUACUCAAAAGAUAAUUUUAAUUCCCAGAUAUUUUAUUUAAAAGCAGUUCAGAUCGGAGUUUUCACUGAUUCCUCCUCAGUAAAAGGUACAAUCCUUGACAGAGUUUAUGUUAUUUUUCUGCUUCCCUGAUAUCAGUCAUUGCAGCAAUGUCAGAUUCGAAGGACAUAACAUCUUGUUUUUAUUCUCCAAACAACCCCUUUACAGUGGUUAUUAAAAUAAGUGAUUAUAUCUGACAAAUAUUGCUAUUUUUUAGCUUUGUAUUGUUUUAUUUGAAAAAAGGAAAAAGCUAUGUAAAACGUAAUUUGAAAUACAUUUCUUAGAGGAAAAAAGUCUUUCGAAAAAACAAAGAGAGAAUAAAGAUCAAGACACGCUGCAUCUUUAUUUCUCUUGAUUCUUGAUAGGUGUUUAGCCUGAAAAGGCUAGUUUUCUAAUAGUUAUAGUUUUUGUUCUGAGAAAAGCAGUUUGAAUUGGAUUUGCAUUUGAAGAUUUUCUUUUAACAGAUUUACUGUCAAAUUUUCAAAAUAAAUUCUAUUUUCUGUAUAAAAUGAACAAAAUAGAAAAUUUCCUCAUUUUAUGCUUACUUUUUGUCAAUAGUAUUCAUCAAAGACAGAAAAAGUAAGUAGUGGCAAUAUGUUCUAAUUAUUUUAGAAUUUUAUUCACACUUUUGUUAGAAUGUUAAGAAAUUAUUUCUUCGAGAAAAGUAAUCAUUUUGUAUCUAACAUUUUCACUUCGUAUAAUAAUAUAUUUAUUGUUGAAUGUAGUUAGUAAAUUAAUAUAUUAUCUGAGUUAAUAUGAAUCAAAUAAACUAAUACAUAAGGACAUCACAAAAAACUUUAUAUAUUAAGCAUUUUCUCUGAAGAUGCUAUUCAUUUUUAGAA
Centruroides sculpturatus (bark scorpion) is the source of this 2415-nucleotide messenger RNA. RefSeq names its product glycine N-methyltransferase-like. Gene Ontology annotation, biological process: regulation of gluconeogenesis; protein homotetramerization; one-carbon metabolic process. Gene Ontology annotation, molecular function: glycine N-methyltransferase activity; identical protein binding; S-adenosyl-L-methionine binding. NCBI's taxonomy places the organism in Eukaryota, Metazoa, Arthropoda, Arachnida, Scorpiones, Buthidae. Gene Ontology annotation, cellular component: cytosol. The transcript is spliced from 6 exons. The coding region runs from base 183 to 1100 and encodes 305 amino acids. The record is from RefSeq and is a predicted model, not a curated record.